AUGGCCACUAAUAGAUUCAGGCUGGAAUGUGAUGAUCGAAGUGAAGAAGAGAUAAAAGCAGAUGAAGAGAGAAAAAUAGCAGAGAAGAAGAAGAAGAGUAUCUUCGAUUGUGCACUGGGCAGGUCGGAGAAAAACAAGGGACCCAUGGACACCAGUCACGCUGAGGACGAGGGGGCACCAGAGAUUGAGAUUAGACUUAAUGUAGGCUAUAUUUUGGGCACUGUGGCUAACGACAGCUUCAAGCAGAAGCUGUUUGAUGCUGUGACCAGCAGAGAUGUCACCCGGCUUGACGGAGUUCAGGAACAUCUGAAGCAAUACAGCAAAAAGCUCUCUGACUCUCUCUAUCGUAAGAAUGGUAAAACUCCUUUGGUGAAGGCUCUACUAAACCUGAAAAAUGGGGAAAAUAAGACGGUGAACACUCUUCUGAACAUUGCUAAGGAAAUGGGAGACCUGGAGCUCUUUGUUAACGCUGCUUAUACUGACAGCUAUUACUCAGGUCAGACAGCCCUUCAUGUAGCCAUUGAGAGAAGGAGUAAAUACUUUGUGGAGCUUCUGGUUAAGAAUGGAGCUGAUGUUCAUGCCAGAGCCCGUGGGAGGUUUUUUCAGCUGCAUGACGGACCCUGCUUUUAUUUCGGAGAGCUUCCACUUUCCCUGGCAGCCUGCACCAACCAGAAAGACAUAGUUGACUUCCUGUUAGAAAACAAAGCAAAUGUAUGCGAGACAGAUUCACAGGGCAACAUGGUUCUCCACGCCCUGGUACAUGUAGCAGAUGACAGCCCUAAGAACACAGAUUUUAUUAUUAAGAUGUAUGAUCACAUCCUGACCAAAGUUGCCCAGCUUCACCCAAAAACCAAACUGGAGGAAAUUAAGAACAAGCAGGGCCUCACACCAAUUAAACUAGCAGCCAAGACAGGCAAGAUUGAGUUGCUGAAACACAUGAUGCAUCGAGAGUUCUAUGGGCAGGAAAACGCUCGCCUGUCCCGCAAGUUUGUAGAGUGGGCCUACGGUCCUGUCUCUGGCUCACUAUAUGACCUGGAAUCUCUGGAUUCUUACGAUGAGAACUCUGUGCUGGAAAUAGUAGUCUAUGGCAGUGAAAUCCGCAAUCGUCUGGAAAUGCUUCAAGUGGAGCCACUUAAUAAAUUGCUGGAUGAGAAAUGGGACAGAUUCGCUCAUCGAAUAUUUCUCUUCAAAUUCCUCAUGUAUCUCCUGUAUGUCUUCAUCUUCACUUCGGUUGCAUACUUUGGAAACAAACAAAUGUCCCCUGGAGCAAGAUUACUAGAUAUCAAAAGAAGACGUCCAAACUUGCAGUCUUUGCUGAUCGAUGGAUACUUUGAACUGAUUUUUUUCCUUCAGGCUCUCCUGUGCAUCAUCUCCUUUGCGCUGUAUUGGUGUGACCACGUGGAGCACCUGUGCUUCCUGGUGCUGAGUCUGGCCCUGUCCUGGCUCAACCUGCUCUACUUCUCCAGAGGCUUCAGACACAUGGGCAUCUACAGCGUCAUGAUACAGAAGAUACUUCUUGGUGAUAUAUUGCGCUUCCUCCUGGUCUACAUUGUCUUCCUCUUUGGGUUUUCAGCUGCUGUGGUCACACUCAUGGAUAUGCCAAAAGAUCACAUUAACACAACGUCAGCAUCAGACAUCAAUCAAACAGCAAUCAAAACCCAGCCUGAUAGUGACUCUGGUGAAAGCGACAAGCCAACAUUCGACAACUUCUACUUCACCACUCUGGAGCUGUUCAAGUUCACCAUUGGCAUGGGGGACCUGGAGUUCAGUGAGCAGUACCGCUACAAGGAGGUGUUCUAUGUGCUGCUCAUCUCCUACAUCAUCCUCACCUACAUCUUACUCCUCAACAUGCUCAUCGCCCUCAUGAGCCAAACUGUGCAGGACCUCACAGGGAAGAGCAUGAACAUUUGGAAACUACAGCGUGCUAUUACUAUUUUAGACAUGGAGAGGGUUCUUCCCCAGUGGCUGAGGACGAGGCUGCGCUCUGGGGUGGAGAGAGACCUGGGCGGCUCCGCAGGUGAGGAUAGACGAUGGUGCCUCAGAGUUGAGGAGUCGCAGGCGAAAGACUGGGAGAACUUUAACAAUGACCAGGACACCAUAUGUGAGGAUCCAGGGAGGCAGAAACCUGCACCCCCACCAGAGAAGGUGGCAAGAGAGGAGUAUGUGGAGUCUCCAGUGAAAGAAAAGGGAUGGAGCCUUCUGAAGACCCGCUUCCGGGCUCGCUUCUCUUCCAACUCUGACCAUGAGCAGAUGAGUCCGCAGUCACCUGACCAGGCCUGA
This is a messenger RNA of Sardina pilchardus (European sardine), 2280 nucleotides long. RefSeq names its product transient receptor potential cation channel subfamily V member 1-like. The transcript is spliced from 15 exons. The record is from RefSeq and is a predicted model, not a curated record. Gene Ontology annotation, molecular function: calcium channel activity; protein binding. The coding region runs from base 1 to 2280 and encodes 759 amino acids. Gene Ontology annotation, biological process: calcium ion import across plasma membrane. NCBI's taxonomy places the organism in Eukaryota, Metazoa, Chordata, Actinopteri, Clupeiformes, Clupeidae. Gene Ontology annotation, cellular component: plasma membrane.